UUUUCUUUUACUGUCUGUCUUUCACCAAACAUCACAGAAGCCUUCGCCUCGGAGUCCCAUUUAAUUUCAGCUGGUUCAUCAGCGUGUGGAUCAUGUGACGCCACUCACUCGUCCUGGAGACGGUGGUGCAAAUUCCCUGUGAUUCCAAGCCGCUGCCUUACAGGCUGCUCCGUUUAUGCGCUCUGCGCCGCUCUUCUUUCCUUUGCUCUCCCCCUCUGCGCUAUACUGCACUGCACUCUUCCACUCUCCCCCUCUCACAUCUCCAUCUCUUCUCUCUCUCCUUCUCUUUUCCUACCUGCAUCCCCCUCACACUAUGCUGUUACCCCGGUAGAGGUUUUUCCACUCUGCUCCAAAUGGGAUAUUACUGUACUCUGGUCUUUUUUUUCUUGCUUCUUUUGCACAAGAGCUGAGUACACUCUUGCUGGAAGAGGAUUCAAAUGCUCCUGGACUCAGUGGAUCUGUGUGGGCCAGAGAGCAGAAGGAGGCAGGGAAGAAGGCGAGAGUGAUCCAUGUGAGAGCCUCAUCUGCUUUGGGAGAGUCAAGGAUUGAGGUGACAGUCUUGGUGGAUGGGUUUCUACCGAGGGUCAUGCUCUGGGACUCUCUGGGCGCUUUACAGCAGUUGGGGUUGGAGAUCCUCACCCAUUCUUGCCCCCCUAGUGGGGCACCAGUGAUUCCGGUGGCAGGGGAAGCUGCCGGGCACCAGUGGCUGCACGGUGAAGUGUGGACAUCAUGAACCAGCUGGACGCACCACGGCCACUGAACUGGACCAUCAGGAAACUGUGCCAUGCCGCCUUUCUCCCGUCUGUGCGCCUGCUGAAGGCACAGAAAUCGUGGAUAGAAAGAGCAUUCAGCAAGAGAGAAUGUGUUCAUAUCAUAGUGAGCGCCAAAGACCCCCAUAGGUGCUGCUGCGGUCGGCUCAUAGGUCAGCAUGUGGGCCUGCCCCCGGGACUCUCGUCCAGCCAAAAUGAUAAGGCGGAUCGUUUGGGCAAAAAUGACAGCCUGUCGGAGAAGUGGUCAAUCAGCAAGCACACGCAGCUCAGCCCCACGGACGCCUUCGGCACCAUCGAGUUCCAGGGAGGAGGGCACUCUAAUAAAGCCAUGUAUGUGCGCGUGUCGUACGACACCAAACCCGACCUGCUGCUCCACCUGAUGACCAAGGAGUGGCAGCUGGAUCUGCCCAAGCUGCUCAUCUCAGUCCACGGAGGGUUGCAGAACUUUGAGCUGCAGCCCAAACUCAAGCAGGUCUUUGGCAAAGGGCUAAUCAAGGCUGCCAUGACGACGGGAGCUUGGAUCUUCACCGGUGGGGUCAACACAGGGGUAAUUCGCCAUGUGGGUGAUGCACUAAAAGACCACGCCUCCAAGUCAAGAGGAAAGAUCUGCACCAUUGGCAUCGCUCCCUGGGGCAUCGUGGAGAACCAGGAGGACCUUGUUGGCAAAGAUGUGGUGCGCCCUUAUCAGACCAUGUCCAAUCCUUUGAGCAAGCUCACCGUUCUCAACAGUCUUCACUCUCACUUCAUCCUGGCAGACAACGGCACCACGGGAAAGUACGGUGCCGAAGUCAAGCUCCGGCGGCAACUAGAAAAACACAUUUCCCUGCAGAAGAUCAACACACGUAUUGGUCAAGGUGUUCCAGUGGUUGCUCUGAUCGUGGAAGGCGGACCAAAUGUCAUCUCCAUAGUGCUGGAGUACCUCAGGGACACUCCUCCAGUCCCUGUGGUGGUUUGUGAUGGCAGUGGAAGAGCGUCAGACAUCUUGGCAUUUGGACACAAAUACUCCGAGGAGGGAGGCAUAAUUAACGAGUCUCUGAGAGACCAGUUGCUGGUGACCAUCCAGAAGACGUUCACCUACAGCCGCACUCAGGCCCAACACCUCUUCAUCAUUCUCAUGGAGUGCAUGAAGAAGAAGGAGCUGAUAACUGUCUUCCGGAUGGGGUCAGAGGGUCAUCAGGACAUCGACCUGGCAAUCCUCACAGCUCUGCUCAAAGGUGCCAACGCCUCAGCGCCGGACCAGUUGAGUUUAGCACUGGCAUGGAACAGAGUGGACAUCGCCCGCAGUCAGAUCUUCAUCUACGGACAACAGUGGCCUGUUGGUUCGCUGGAGCAGGCCAUGCUGGACGCUUUAGUACUGGACAGAGUGGACUUUGUCAAACUUCUGAUAGAGAAUGGAGUCAGCAUGCACCGGUUUCUCACUCUGUCCAGACUGGAGGAACUCUACAACACGAGACAUGGACCUUCCAACACGCUCUACCACCUUGUCAGAGACGUCAAAAAGGGAAACCUCCCGCCGGACUACCGCAUCAGCCUCAUAGACAUCGGACUGGUUAUUGAAUACUUGAUGGGGGGAGCAUACCGGUGUAACUACACCAGGAAAAGAUUCAGGACCCUGUACCACAACCUAUUUGGACCAAAACGGCCCAAAGCCUUGAAACUUCUUGGGAUGGAGGACGACAUGCCGAUCCGCAGAGGCCGUCAGAAAACCAAACGGAAACGAGAGGAAGAGGUGGACAUCGAUUUGGAUGACCCGGAAAUCAACCACUUCCCCUUCCCCUUCCACGAGCUGAUGGUCUGGGCCGUGCUCAUGAAGCGUCAGAAGAUGGCGCUGUUCUUCUGGCAGCAUGGUGAAGAGGCCAUGGCCAAGGCUCUGGUGGCUUGCAAGCUGUGCAAGGCGAUGGCACACGAAGCGUCUGAGAAUGACAUGGUGGACGACAUCUCGCAGGAGCUCAACCACAACUCCAGAGAGUUUGGCCAGCUGGCAGUGGAGCUUCUCGACCAGUCGUAUAAACAGGACGAGCAGAUGGCCAUGAAGCUGCUGACGUACGAGCUGAAGAACUGGAGCAACGCCACCUGCCUGCAGCUGGCUGUAGCAGCCAAGCAUAGAGACUUCAUCGCUCACACCUGCAGUCAGAUGCUCUUGACGGACAUGUGGAUGGGACGUCUGCGUAUGCGCAAGAACUCAGGCCUGAAGGUCAUCCUAGGGCUCCUGCUACCUCCAUCCAUCCUCAGCCUGGAGUUCAAGAACAAAGAUGAGAUGUCCUACAUGCCUCAGGAUCAGGAGGCCUACCUGCAGGAGAAGGAGGAGGAGGAGCCUGAGAAGCCCGUCAAAGAAAAGGAGGAGGAGGACAUGGAGUUCACAGUAAGAUCUUACUGUGAGGCGCAGUACAACUCCGUGGCCAUGCUGGGUAAAGUGACCACAGAGGCGUCCAGGAAGAAGGAUGUGGAAGAGGUGCAGAAUCGCCAUCGCCUCAUCCCCAUGGGACGAAAGAUUUAUGAGUUCUACAACGCUCCUAUCGUCAAGUUCUGGUUCCAUACGAUGGCGUAUGUUGGCUACCUGAUGCUGUUCAACUACAUCGUGCUGGUCAAGAUGGACCUGUGGCCUUCGCCCCAGGAGUGGAUCGUCAUCGCCUACAUCUUCACCAACGGCAUUGAGAAGAUGAGAGAGAUUCUGAUGUCGGAGCCUGGGAAGCUGCUACAGAAGGUGAAGGUUUGGCUGCAGGAGUACUGGAACAUCACCGACCUCAUGGCCAUCCUCAUCUUCUCCGUCGGCAUGGUGCUCCGUCUCCAGGAGCCGCCCUUCAUGAGCUACGGUCGGGUCAUUUACUGCGUCAACAUCAUCUACUGGUACAUCAGGCUGCUGGACAUCUUUGGGGUCAACAAGUACCUGGGCCCGUACGUGAUGAUGAUCGGCAAGAUGAUGAUCGACAUGAUGUACUUUGUGAUCAUCAUGCUGGUGGUGCUGAUGAGUUUCGGAGUGGCGCGCCAAGCCAUCCUGAACCCCAACGAAGACCCCUCCUGGAUGCUGGCCAGGAACAUCUUCUUCAUGCCCUACUGGAUGAUCUACGGAGAGGUGUUCGCUGACCAGAUUGACCAUAUGCAUAGUAGAAGGUUACAGCAAAGGCUGAAUGAAAAACUCUGGCUGGUCGAAAAUUACUUACGAACUUACGGAACCUGGCGUACUAGUGGUCCAUUCCACGUUGCCCAGUGCAGUCAAAAUCCCACCCCGUGUGGGCAGAACAUCACCACAGAGGACGGCGUGGUGACCUUGCCCCCCUGUAAGACGGGCGCCUGGAUCGUUCCUGCCAUUAUGGCCUGCUAUCUGCUGGUGGCCAACAUCCUGCUGGUCAACCUCCUCAUUGCUGUGUUCAACAACACCUUCUUCGAGGUCAAGUCCAUUUCCAACCAGGUUUGGAAGUUCCAGCGUUAUCAGCUCAUCAUGACGUUCCACGAGCGGCCGGUUCUUCCUCCUCCUCUCAUCAUCUUCAGUCACAUCACCAUGGUCCUCAAGCACAUCUGCUGUCGCUGGCGCAAGCAGGACGACGACGAGAGGGACUACGGUCUGAAGCUUUUCAUCACAGAAGACGAGCUGAAAAAAGUCCACGACUUUGAGGAGCAGUGCAUUGAAGAGUACUUCCGGGAGAAGGACGAUCGGUUCCACUCCUCGAAUGACGAGAGGAUCAGAGUCACGUCUGAACGGGUGGAGAACAUGGCGAUGCGGCUGGAGGAAGUCAACGAGCGUGAGCACUUCAUGAAGGCCUCACUGCAGACCGUCGACAUCCGUCUGGCUCAGAUGGAGGAGCUGAUCGGACGGAUCGCCGUCGCCCUGGAGCGUGUGACCGGUGUGGAGCGAGGGGAGGUCAACAAGGUUCGCUCAAGGACGUCGUCCGACUGCACGGACUCCGCCUACAUCCUGCGGCAGGUUGAAUGUCCGGACGCUGCCUACAUUCUUCGUCAGAGUAGCUUCAACAGCACAGAGGGCAACACCUAUCGCCUGCAGGAGGCGCUGGAGGGAACGGCUGAGGGAUCCAUGUCUCCACCAUCGCCGACUGGGAUGACGGCGCGCACACGCAGCCGCUCCUUUUACGCUGCAGGUGGUCGCGGUGAGCGCACUAGUGGGUCAGAGAGGGCCGAGAGCUUCUUCAAAGAGCGGUCGCUCAGCCUCCAUCGAGCCAACAGCUCACAGUCAGUGUCCUCCGCUGCUCCCAAAGAGUCCAAGCCCCUGCCCCUGGCCACGCUCUCCGUCUCCCAGCAGCACCGUCCAUCCUCAUGCAUUGACAUCUAUGUCUCCACGUCAGAGGAAGUGGGGCCAUCAGAGGUCUUCCUGGAUCCACUGCGAGUGGUGCCGCCUCUCCAGAGAGACCUGUCGCUGCAGUCCGACGUGAUGGAGGUGCUGCCCGGAGGCCGGGACUUCAGCAGCAUCACCACCGCUGGGUUGGGGGAUGGAGGGGCCAGCAGCAGUGGGGCUGUCAUGUUUGAGGACAGCGCCGCCGCCGACCUGUCCAUCUGCUCCGCUCACCUCCUACCAGACUGCACUUUACCUCCGUGGGACACGGAGCCGUCUCCCCCUCCCUCCGCUGGGCCGCUGGAACGCUCCAAGAGCAGUCGCUACCUCUCCACAGCAGGUGCCACUUUCCUGGACGAGCCUCCUCUGGUCAAGUCCCACAGCCUGAUGUUCACGCCGAGAGGCUGCUACGGAGGAUUGGGAGCAGGGGUCCAGGUGAAAGCCGCGGAGUACACCAGCAUCACGGACUGCAUCGACACCCGCUGCGUCUCCUCACCAUACACGCCCGCCGAACGUUCCCACUCCCCGGGAACCACCUCAUUCCCUUUUGAUAAGCCUUCGGAGGUUGUCUCCUCUCACCCCGAGAGAGAGGCGGAGCUCAGCCACACAGAGUCUGAUCCAGAGGACCCCGAUGACCUGAUUCCAGCCCCCGACACCCCUCGAGGAGGCCUUGGUGGCCCCAGCGGGGCCCCUCUCUGCUCCCCUUUCUCCCGGCUGGAGCGAGCCAACAGCUGCUCCUCCGAUGACUCCCAUCCAUCCCUCACGCUGGCCCCUCCGCAACGGAAGAGCCUGUCAGUGAGUGAAAGGAUGGAGAGGGGGCCGGGGCUGGGGGCAGACAGGGGGUCUGUGCCAGGGGGGCGGGGUCUGGCAGGUACCAGGAACCCCUUCCUCAGGAGCAAAUCCGGAGCCCGACCUGACGCCGUCAAAACGGACAGCCUGUCCAUGAGGAAGCUGGCGGCUCCCUCGGCGUUCCGCAGCUUCGACAGACAGAACUACACGUGACGAGAGUCUGCACACAGGUUGCCUGUCCAUCCCGAUCUGGAACAGAUCUGCAAAUUCGACCCUUGUUUUAGACUAGCACAGAUCGAUUUACAGCCAGCGGGGAAAGAAGCCGCCAUCCUGGAUCAGGAGGUCAGAGGUGUCGGGGCCGCUCACAAGGCGCUGAGAAUCUAGACUAGUUCAUACCUCCUCUCGUAGCUGAUAAUCUCUUGGUGGGCAGUGGAAGGUAUAUUUGUGUGUGCGUGGUCACCCAUCCUUGUUUUUCCACCUCGCAUCACAACCUAAAUUAUAUCAAGAAAAAGAGAGUCACAAAGGUGAGAUUUAGUUUGAUUUUGAGGUCAGCAGUUUGACUGCUUUAUCACCAGACCGUGGCCAAGAAGAUUAUUUGUGUGACCUGGCAACAACUUACCUCUACAUUUUUAUUACUUUUUUUAUGUACUAUUAUCGAGUGCCCAAUAAUACUGCGAAUGAAAGUGCCAUCCGUUGUUUGGAGAAAGGGGUGCGGUUGCGUUCAGUGAACACUAGGGAGCGAUAGCCACACGCCUUGGAGUCGUUUUUAGGUUGGUGACCUCAUGGAGCCGUCCAGUAUUUACACCAGAGCUGCACCUAGUAGAAAAUUGUGUCACUUUUGAGCUUGAUUCGUAUUGCCUUUGUUACCUGCUUGUCUGUACGUUUAUUUAAAUCAAAACAUAAGUCUUAAUGUUUCCACCUACCACCAGGUUUCUGAGUAUUUUGUGCGUUUCCGGUCGUGAAAACAGGAAGACAGGUAAUACUUUGGUGUCAGAAGAUAGGUCACUUGCCAAGGUAGACAAAAUAAAUAAAUAAAUAAUCACGCAAUAAUAUAUCACAUUUCUGAGCCACGUUUUUCUGUCUUACCAAUGGCAUGUUCCAGACACUUGUUCAAACCGGUAAAAGAUAAUAAACAAAACAUAAACAACAUAAUCUCACUCCAACAGUCGUGUCAGUCUGUGAUGAAACGAGUUCAGCCACCAAAAAUGUAUUUUUAGCAGAUCAGUCUUGAGCGAUUGGCUCAUCGACAGCUGGAUAAUUUCCCCUAAAGAUCUGCUCAGAUUAUAUUUCCACCCGCUAUGUUUGAUUUUCCUACCUCACAUCACGUCCCCUUUAUAUCCCCGUCCACUUGCGCUCGAUUCUCUGUGCCAACUGUCAACCCAGUAUGUAGUUGAAGUGUCCAAGUCUUAAAUUUGCUGCUGCUUAAUUUCACGAAUAAUCUCGACGAUAAUUUCACCUGAAUCACCGAGUCAAGUAUUUGUUGGCAUGUACAGCCACGUCAGUGUUUAGAUAACACAUUUUCACCCCCCAAAAAACAACAAAGGGAUUGCAGAACAUGCUGUUUUAAUCUCAAGUCACCAUCUCUGUGUGAGUCAUGUCAACAGUUGCGCGUGUCUGACUUGGCUGCAGCUCAAUAUUUUUUUAUGCAUUGUCUAUUUUUUAAAGCAAACUGAACCAUCAACAUGCACUAUUUGCUCACUGACUUAUAUUAUUUAUUGAACCAAGAUUGAUCUUGAUGCUGUGUACAUUUGGAGAGUACAAUGUGAUCACAGGGAGAGUUUCAUAUGGAGACGAGGCAAUAUCAAACUUUAGGGUGCCUUCUGGUCACGAGUGGGGGUCUGAUGUAUGUGUGUGUUUUUCACCAUGAUCCUUUUUUUGUUGCAAAGACAGAGCUACUGGCCACGUGAAGCUUAACUGAGUUUCCUGCAGUUGCUGAUGUAUCAGGGGAUAAGAAGGACCAGAGGGUGGCUGAUACUCAUCAGUGCUGUCAAGAAAGAAGUUUUGUUUGAACCGCUUUGCUCUGUCAAACUGUGGACGUUUCCUAACUGCGACACAAUUGGCUUUAAGAGAAAGGGUUGACCCCAAAGGCAGAGCUCAGGGACACACCAGUGAUGCAAAGUCUCACGAUGUUUCAAGAGAGAAGGAUUCAAGUCUAAACACUGUGCUUGGUUGGCUUUAGAGAAUCUUUGGAACUGGUCGUGAUGAGUCAACGCUGAAGGGUGUUGCAAGAGGAGGCAGCCACUCACAAGUUGAACCAAACUUUUUUUUUUUUUUCGCCAAAACCAAAUGGAAAGAAGCAGAGCGGAGCUGUUGCACAGCUGUGGGCGAGCAAAGGUCAUGUGGUUCAGCUCAGUAUUGCACGCUUGAGUAUGAAAACAGAUGACUGUGUGUUGGAGAUGUUAACUAAAUCCACACGGCAAGACUGUUGUGCUUGCAGUCGUCUUCAUGGCACCUUUACACGUGAUAGCAUGAAUCUAAAGAAGUGUGUGUGAGCGUGUGCGUGUGUGUACAUUAACCAGCCUGAUAAGCAUCAUGUAGACAGCAGGGAGGCGCGACACUACAACACCACAGUGUACAGUAUUUUUGAAAUCGACAUCCUCCCAUGCCGUUUUCGUCGACCCGUGAUAAUCAGCCCCUCCAACAGGUUUCGGAAGAGUUCACCCGCAUAUUUUUUUCCGCAAUAAUUUUGCUGAUGACGAACUUUUUCCAACUGCAAAGGGGGCCGGCCACUUUAUUUACUGUCCUCUAAAUGCAUGCCGCUCUUCCACUCCGAGUGUACAGAGAUGAGCUGAGAGAGAAGGAGAGCGAGAUAGAGAUUAUAAUCUGAAAUCAAAAGUAGUGAGUAUUUGGAUGCAAAUACAAAUCUGUAUUCUUUAAUGUGAAUAGGAUCCUGUCUGGCAUGCGUUGUUAA
Synchiropus splendidus (mandarinfish) is the source of this 8755-nucleotide messenger RNA. RefSeq names its product transient receptor potential cation channel, subfamily M, member 3 (gene trpm3). Gene Ontology annotation, cellular component: membrane. The transcript is spliced from 26 exons. The coding region runs from base 730 to 6057 and encodes 1775 amino acids. Gene Ontology annotation, biological process: monoatomic cation transmembrane transport; protein tetramerization. Gene Ontology annotation, molecular function: monoatomic cation channel activity. Lineage: Eukaryota; Metazoa; Chordata; Actinopteri; Syngnathiformes; Callionymidae. The record is from RefSeq and is a predicted model, not a curated record.